AAGACACACAAAACACGAGGAAGAGGAGAGAAAAAAACCCAAAAAAAAGCAUUAACAAAGCCAAGCAAAGCAAGUGGUAGGCCAAAAAAUUGGAGGAAAAAAUAAUAGAAUAACAAUAAGCUUCAAUAAAGCUGUAGAAAUACCACCUGUAAAAGCAACACGACAGCAACAAUGGCUUUCUCUUCCAAUCUCAGGUGUUCCACCUCCGUCACUCCAAACUCUCUUUCCGCUCUCUCUUCCCUAAACAAGUUCUCUGUUUCUUCAAUCCCUUUGAUCAACGGUUACAGUCCCAGUACCUGUUCAAGUCCAGGCCGUUUUAGACUCCAAACAUCCAGAAGAUGCAGACCCAUCUCGGUUCAAUCCAUGGCUUCCUCGUUUGGGUCUCGGCUCGAAGAAAGCGUUAAGAAGACUGUUGCUGAGAACCCAGUUGUCGUCUACUCCAAAACAUGGUGUUCUUAUUCCUCUGAGGUAAAAACGUUGCUCAAAAGGCUUGAUGUGGAACCGUUGGUCAUCGAAUUGGACGAGCUGGGUCCCCAAGGGCCACAAAUACAGAAGGUGCUGGAGAGGCUUACUGGACAACAUACUGUACCAAAUGUUUUUAUUGGUGGCAAACACAUUGGUGGUUGUACAGGCAUAAUACGAAAGCAAUCACAAUCCCAAACCUCUACCGUUAAGUAUGGACCUGACAUGGAAAUAUACUUUGAAGCUAUACCGGAAAGGAGAACUUGUACCCCUGAUGUCAGAAGCCAGUGCUAAGAAUACAAGAAGUUAGUUUUAGUAUCACAUAAAGGAUCAGUCCCUUGCAACCUUUGGUUUCAUUGCAAAAUAUGCAUCUGUACGAGUAUCAUGCUUUAUGGAGUGAAUAUACUGUGAACCUUAUUUGCUAAUUCAUUUUUCUUUAAAACAUCCAAAUGUAGUACUAAUAAAGGAUUUAUUAAGCUAAACAGGUGCAGCAGUGGUAUCUUAGUUUAAUGAGAAAUUUUUCAUGCGGCUAGCCUCGGCCCUUGUCCUGGCUUUAUCAAUA
This is a messenger RNA of Ziziphus jujuba (common jujube), 1024 nucleotides long. RefSeq names its product monothiol glutaredoxin-S10. Gene Ontology annotation, biological process: cellular response to oxidative stress. Lineage: Eukaryota; Viridiplantae; Streptophyta; Magnoliopsida; Rosales; Rhamnaceae. The coding region runs from base 172 to 756 and encodes 194 amino acids. The record is from RefSeq and is a predicted model, not a curated record. Gene Ontology annotation, cellular component: cytoplasm. Gene Ontology annotation, molecular function: glutathione disulfide oxidoreductase activity. The transcript is spliced from 6 exons.